Messenger RNA from Sinocyclocheilus grahami, 2557 nucleotides. Its product is annotated as grainyhead-like protein 2 homolog. Gene Ontology annotation, cellular component: nucleus. The record is from RefSeq and is a predicted model, not a curated record. Gene Ontology annotation, biological process: regulation of transcription by RNA polymerase II; brain development; neural tube development. The transcript has 16 exons. Gene Ontology annotation, molecular function: DNA-binding transcription activator activity, RNA polymerase II-specific; RNA polymerase II cis-regulatory region sequence-specific DNA binding. Lineage: Eukaryota; Metazoa; Chordata; Actinopteri; Cypriniformes; Cyprinidae. Bases 282 to 2090 code for a protein of 602 amino acids.
UACGCAAACAAUAAACACGUUAAAAGUAGAUUUAACAUGUUCUAACGGUUUCAAUAUCUAUUUCUUUAUUCAUAAAUCACUUCGGGAAGGACUGGACGGGCGAGCUCAGGUGUUUCCUACCUGUUCCUUCAGCCCUUGAGGAAUAACCCGAGAGAGAAAAGUCGAUUUACCUGUAGCCCGGGUUCUGGCAUCUCCCUCUCGCGCUCUGUCUUCUGUUACCUGUUACCUGCACCGACUUGAAAGUCCAGUUUCACGAGGAAGAGCCGCGGAGGAAGAGAGAUAUGUCAGAGGAGGCAGACAGUAAGAGGCUGGUUGUAGUGGUACCCAAUGAGCCGUCCUUCCAUUCGCGUCGGGCCUACACCAGUGAGGAUGAGGCCUGGAGGUCUUACCUGGAGAAUCCUCUUACUGCGGCCACCAAAGCCAUGAUGAGCAUCAAUGGAGAUGAAGACAGUGCUGCCGCCCUGGGGCUCCUCUAUGAGUACUACAAGGUGCCCAAAGAUAAGAGAGUUUUGCCCAUCAGCAAAGUGGUUGAAAUUUCAGAGGAACCAGAAAAGAGAAACACUACAGUGGGAAGCAGCAGUCAUAUGGAGCCGGAGACAGUGGAUAAUCACGUCCAGGUCCUGAAAUCAGUGCCUGUUAAUCUGUCACUCAACACGGAUCACCAGGACACCAAGCGGGAGCAGUACAGCGUGUCUGCGGGAGAGAGCGGGACCGCUGCGGUGGUCAAGGCUGAGGCGUACACUCCUGUGUUCAUGCCUUCGGGGGUUCACUACAGGACAGAAGGAGAGGAACCGAUGCGGGUCAUCUGUGAGCAGGCCCACUCGUUCGACACCUCGACUGUAUGUCACAGUGGAUACGGGAAGGAUGACCAUCGCAGCAGUCCAGAUAGCACCUAUGAGGAAGACAGCAAUGAAAAGUACCGCCCAUCAUCGCUUGGAGCUGAUGGCUUCAUAUUUGAUCAACCAGAAAUGUUAGACACCUUCCAGUACACACUCGAGGCUAGCAGGUCGUUGCGGCAGAAGCAGGGUGAAGGGCCUAUGACCUACCUGAACAAAGGCCAGUUCUACGCUAUUACACUGAAUGAGACAAGUGCCAAUAAACGCCUCCGACAUCCCAUCAGCAAAGUGAGGAGUGUCGUCAUGGUUGUAUUUAGUGAAGAUAAGAACCGUGAUGAGCAGCUUAAGUACUGGAAGUAUUGGCACUCUCGCCAGCACACGGCAAAGCAGAGGGUUCUGGACAUCGCUGACUACAAAGAGAGCUUCAACACAAUUGGGAAUAUUGAAGAAAUCGCUUACAACGCUGUGUCCUUUACCUGGGACGUGAAUGAGGAGGCCAAGAUCUUCAUCACGGUGAACUGUCUGAGCACAGAUUUCUCCUCUCAGAAGGGGGUGAAGGGUCUUCCUCUGAUGAUACAGAUCGACACCUACAGCUACAACAACCGCAGCAACAAACCCCUGCACAGAGCCUACUGUCAAAUCAAGGCCUUCUGUGAUAAGGGAGCGGAGAGGAAGAUCAGAGAUGAGGAGAGGAAACAGAACCGCAAGAAGACAAAAGGAAAGGAUGGAGGCGUCGGGGCGGUUUCUGUCCCGAAAAAAUGUGACGCCACCUUCUUUAAAACUAUGACUGAUCUGGAUGCCCAGCCGGUUCUCUUCAUCCCGGAUGUGCACUUUGGGAACUUACAGAGGGCAGGCCAGGUGUUUGCAUUUAAUACAGAGGAAAUUGAACGCGAAGGAAGUGUGCUGGUGAAGAGGAUGUUCCGGCAGUCUGAGGAUGACUUCUGUCCACCGCCCCAUAAACAGCCCAGAGAGGAGACACAGAAGAGAGUGCUCCUGUACGUGAGGAAGGAGUCGGAUGAGGUGUUCGAUGCUCUGAUGCUGCGGUCGCCCACUCUCAGAGGACUCAUGGAUGCAAUUUCAGAGAAGUACGGUGUUCCCAUUGAUAGAAUGGCCAAGAUUUACAAGAAGAGCAAGAAAGGGAUCCUGGUGAACUUGGACGACAAUAUCAUCGAGCACUACUCUAACGAGGACACAUUUAUCCUGAGUAUUGAGAACUACGCAGAUGCUUACAAAAUCACAUUAACGGAAAUAUGAACAGCAGCACAUGCAUUUCUAACAUUCAGUAUGUUUAAGCUAAAAGACUUGUUACUUGGACUCCAGCCUGGUCAGAUUCAACAUCAACUGUCCAUAAAUUGAAUUGACAUCAACUAAAGCUGACAUACCUCAUUUUUAAGAGACCUCAAGUAUGAUUUUUAAUGGUCAAUUAGGAGUUUCGGCGCAUCCCAAACAUGUCCACAAUUUCACUGUUCUGCUGUGGAUGGAAAGUAUAUUGCUAUCACUGGCUUCACAUUAAGGACCAAAGUACAGACUAAUUCACAUUUCACUUAAUUUUGGAGACCACCAACAGAUUCCCACCUGAAUCUCAACUGUUUCUUCCAAAGGAUUUCACUGGAGUGGAGUAUGAAAUGAAAUACGUGAUCUCUUCAUCACAUCAAAAUACUGUGCGUACAGUAUGAAUAUUCAACAAAAGCAAGCGUCCACUGGAAUUAUAAUGCUAAGAU